AUGACUGGAGCAAUGCUACGUUUAUCCCGUCAAGUGCCACACUACCCUCGGUUGUGGGUCUUGUCUCUAUGCCUUCUUAGUGGUGUUAUCAAACUUUUUCGUCGUUUUCCUGCCAUGUGCUCAUUAAUUCUCAAUCCAAUAUUCCUACCGGUCUCCUCAAUGAGAUCCCUAAUGCUUUGCCGCUGUUUUGCCGUUUCUUCGCUUUUGAAAGAAAUUUGUGAACAAGUCUCGCUGCUACGUCAUUCAAGUGCUGUCAAGCGCAAGUAA
This is a messenger RNA of Necator americanus (New World hookworm), 267 nucleotides long. RefSeq lists its product as uncharacterized. The record is from RefSeq and is a predicted model, not a curated record. Bases 1 to 267 code for a protein of 88 amino acids. Lineage: Eukaryota; Metazoa; Nematoda; Chromadorea; Rhabditida; Ancylostomatidae. The transcript has 3 exons.